This is a messenger RNA of Humulus lupulus (European hop), 2032 nucleotides long. Its product is annotated as G-patch domain-containing protein 1. Bases 96 to 1586 code for a protein of 496 amino acids. The record is from RefSeq and is a predicted model, not a curated record. NCBI's taxonomy places the organism in Eukaryota, Viridiplantae, Streptophyta, Magnoliopsida, Rosales, Cannabaceae. The transcript is spliced from 9 exons. Gene Ontology annotation, cellular component: nucleus.
CAAAAAAAGGAAAAACAUAAAUAGAAAUCCGCAGUACUGUCUUCCCAAUUUUUGGUCACUACCACUAGAAAACCAGAAAGCUUAAGCUCACGACAAUGACGGACCAGGAGGCCAAAGAGAGCGAGACCCUUGUUAAAGUUGAGAAGGAAGAUAUCGACUCGCAGAUUAACGUUGUUAUGCGAGCCCGAAUCGCCUAUUUCAAGGAACAGUCCGACUCUUUGACUUUUGAGGGAGUUCGAAGAUUGUUAGAGAAGGACUUGGGGAUGGAGAGAUGUUCAUUGGAUGUGCACAAGAGGUUUAUCAAGCAGCGUUUACAAGAGUUGUUAGAAGGAGUUGGUGAUGGUAAUGAUUCAAAGAACUGCGAGGAGAGGAGGGAAAAGGGAAGUAAUGUGGAGACUGCUGAAAAAAGUGUAGCAGGAGACGAGCAAUGUGAAUCACCUGAAGGUCAUGAGUCAAACAUUGACGCCAGUGAAUCUUUUUCUAAAGAUGCAGAUAAAAUGAACGAUUCACCUGUCUUAGGCCUUUUGACUGGAAAGAAAACAACCAAAAUUGAAAAUAAGGAAUCUGAACGAGUCAAUGAAAAGAAGGCCCUGAGUAAAGCAACAAUAAAAGCAGCCCUUAGGAAAAGAGCUCGGUAUCUGAUAGAUAAUUCAGAGCAAGUUACACUUGCAGGACUUCGCCGGCUUUUGGAGGAAGAUCUUGAACUUGAAAAGAAGGCUCUUGAUUCCUACAAGGAGUUUAUAAAGGACCAAGUUGAUGUGAUACUAAAUUCUUGUGAAGUUUCUCAAUCGGUUACCAAUGCGAAGAAAAAUGUUGUUAAGAAGGAUUCUCAAAGAAAAGUAGCUAGAAAGGUUAGAAGUGAAGAGAGUUCUGAUUCUGCAAAUAGUGAGAGUGAUGGGGAUGAAGAUCUAGUCAAACCUAGAAAGAAAUCAAAUACUAAAGGAAAGGACUCUAAUGAGUCUAAGAAAAGAAAAAAACCAACAAAGGAUUCAAAUGUCUCUGGCACGAAGAGGAUCAAGGCUAAAGAAACAAUGACAGAGGACAAUAUUGAUGCGGAAGACAAUGGGAUUGUUUCUGAAGACGAUCAUUCUCAUUCAUCUGCUGAAAAAUCUACAAAGAAGAAAGUCGUGUCAGCUCCUGCACCUGCAUACGGAAAGCGUGUGGAAAGUCUAAAAUCAGUUAUCAAAGCAUGUGGGAUGAGUGUUCCUCCCUCAGUUUACAAGAAAGCCAAGCAGGUGUCUGAAAACAAACGUGAAGCCUAUCUAAUAAAGGAGUUAGAGGAGAUGCUAUCUAAAGAAGGAUUGUCUGCCAAUCCCUCUGAAAAAGAAAUUAAGGAAGUAAGAAAGAAAAAGGAAAGAGCAAAAGAACUUGAGGGCAUUGAUAUGAGCAAUAUUGUAUCUAGUACUCGUAGAAGGUCGACAACCAGUUUUGUACCUCCUCCAAGGCCCAAAUUACCAGUUGAAAAUGAUGGUGACAACACUGAAGAAGAUGAAGAUGACAACGAUGAUGAGGAUGAUGAUGAUGGUGAUAGUGAUGACAGCCAGAGUGAAGAGUCUAAUGAGGAUAAUGAUGAGAACAGUGAUUGAAUUUGCAUUAAUAUAAUUGGAAGAUUAUUUAUAGAGGAGCCUCAGUGACAGUCACGUUAGUGUACGAUAAGUUUUCGAUUUAGCAUUUUUGUACUAUAAAGUGUCAUUUCAAGAGUUUGCUUUUGGGUGUUCUAUAUAGGGACAGGUAAUGGCAUUCUAAUUUGCUUUCAGCAGUCCAACUCAAUCGGUACACCUAUGCAUGGUUAGCUCUGUAGGAAAGUAGUCAUAUUUAUUUAUUUAGUAUUAUGGGUGGGCGUUUAUAUAUACCAUAAGAUUAAGGCAUUUGGUAAUCGGUAGCCAUGUUUUCACUCUUGACUAGUACUGGUUUUACUACCGAAGUAAGCUUUGUUUGAUGUUAAAACCAAACACGUUCAACUUUACAGGGUCUGAUAUUUACAGACCAUCUUGUGUUUAAUACACAUACACGGUACUUUUAUUGAUAUUUA